Molecule: messenger RNA, 1181 nt
Organism: Pelagomonas calceolata
Lineage: Eukaryota; Pelagophyceae; Pelagomonadales; Pelagomonadaceae
Source: the annotation of a GenBank genome assembly
GCACGCAGCGCAGCGCCGAGAGGGCAAGGCCGCCAAACAAGCACCACGAGGCACCCGAGGCGUUGUGUGCGCAUCCGGGCAGCCUCUCGAGGCUUCGUUAAACGCACAUCCCGCGGGGGCAGCAAACGUUCGCGCUGCUGCUUGCGAGAAACACUUGCACGCUCUCGAGACGCCGCCGCAGACGCGAACACCACACAAGCCGCCCCCGGCGCCGCGCGACGACCAUGAGCGUCCGCGCCCAUAAAGCGCGGGACCAGGUCCAGAUCACGAAGGUGGCCAUCAGUCCUAGCAAAAAGCCGAAGCGAAGACCCCGGUCCGAGAAGUGGGCGAGGGUCGUCAACAGCCCGCCGAAGACGACGCCGGGCCGCAAGAGCCAGAAGCCCAUCCCCUUCCCGGCGCCCAUCGAGAUGGACGAGAACCAGUUCCCGCCCCACGACCCCUACGCGGCCGGUUUGGAGGGCAAGUCGCCUUAUAGGGAUCCCUUCGUGCGAGAUCUUCCCGAAGUCACCGAUGCCGACCGAGCUUUAAUUGCCGACUACAAGAUCCGCGUGAAGGGCGGGAAAGUCACGGAUGAAGCGUAUUGGAAGAGCGUCGGUUUUAAAGCUGUUGGGGACCCCGAUGCCAUCAGCGAGAAGAAGAAGAAGGACUAUGGGUUUGGGGUUCCGAAAUGGUCACCGCUCUACACCGGCAAGCAGUCGCCCGCGAAGUCGCCCGCGAAGCCGUCGUCCGCUCAGAAGACAGCACAAAAAGUUCUUGGAGUACCAGACAAUCUCAAGGCUAAGUCAGUGAACCCGAAGCCGGGGGAGCUGUCGGCGCAGCAGAAGAUGAACUACGGCUUCGGCAUCCCGCGGUGGUCGCCUUAUGCGCCGACUGGCUAUCGGGUCAGCAAGGGCAGUGAAAGUCACGAGUACGGGUCAUAUACCAAACACGACUACCUCAUCAAGCUCGCGGCGUACCUGCGGGAGCUCGCCAUUCAAUCCGGCGAAGAUUUAAAGAUGCAGCUCGACCCAUCCUUCAAGAGCCUUAAAGAGGCCGAGGAGAAGGCUAAGAGAGAAAAGGAGAACGCGGAGGCCAUGGAGCGGCUCUCGCGGGAGGCGUCACGUGAGGCAUCGGCCGAAAACUCGGGGGCCGAGGAGGCCUAGGCAGCGCGCCCGGCGCGUAAGAUAAUGAGUACAGCCUAA